Mollisia scopiformis is the source of this 2361-nucleotide messenger RNA. Its product is annotated as OPT superfamily oligopeptide transporter. The transcript is spliced from 5 exons. Gene Ontology annotation, molecular function: oligopeptide transmembrane transporter activity. The record is from RefSeq and is a predicted model, not a curated record. Gene Ontology annotation, biological process: transmembrane transport. The coding region runs from base 1 to 2361 and encodes 786 amino acids. Lineage: Eukaryota; Fungi; Ascomycota; Leotiomycetes; Helotiales; Mollisiaceae.
AUGGCGAGCACACUACGACGCCUUAGAGGCUCGGCCAAGAACGAAGAGGAGAUCGUGGAUUCUGCACGGCCAAACGAUGUGUCUGACGAGAAGUCAAUUAGUCGUGCGGACAUUGAUCCUGUCUACCUCGAUGACGAUGGUGAGGAACACUACAAGCUUCCUCCAGAGACUGCAGAAGACUUCGUCACGGAAGUCAUCCAUGCCCGCGAUGAUCCAACUCUAAAUCCGUGGACUUUCCGGACUUUCUUUCUAGGUAUUGGGUUGGCCUCUUUUGCAGCGAUUUUGGCCACUAUCUAUUACUUCAAACCUCAGACUGUGGUGGUGUCAACAGUAUUCCUAGCUGUUAUCAGCUAUGUUCUAGGCGAAGCAAUGGCAACAUUCAUACCCAGAAAAACUUGGCUUGGAAGGUUUCUCAACCCGCAUCCGUUCAACAGCAAAGAACAUGCUGCUAUCAUCAUUAUGGGCUCUGCGGCUGCCAAUGCCCCUGCGGCCAUCGAGUUACUAUCUGUCCAGAAGUUGUUUUACAACGAGGAGCCGAGUGCCGCUGUCGGGAUCUUUCUAGUCUUUGCUUCUCAAUGUCUAGGGUAUGGGAUUGCUGGACUUCUCCGUCGCACUCUGGUCUACCCAACAAAGAUGCUGUUUCCGAAUAAUCUACCAAUGGUCUCGCUCAUCGAAGCAUUGCACGGCGAGAAAAGUCAAGUCAAGAAGAAGCUUCGGGUCUUUUACAUUGGCUUCCUUGUUCUGUUCUUCUACGAAAUAAUUCCGGAAUUCAUCAUGCCAACUCUUGUGGGUAUAUCGAUCUUCUGUUUGGCAGAAAGAGAUAGUAUACUGUUUACAAAUCUCUUUGGCGGAUCCAAUGGUAAUGAGGGUCUUGGCAUUAUGGGCCUCUCAUUCGAUUGGCAAUACAUCUCCAACCCCAGCCCCCUCUGGUAUCCACUCCAAACGCUGUUCAACAGUUUCGUAGGAUAUGUGCUCUGUGUGGGCGUUUUUACUGGUGUAUAUUAUGGUAAUAUCUGGCGUGCCCAAGACUUCCCAUUCCUCAGUCAGCUGCUCUUUACCGGCGCAUCAAACGGAACCAACUUUGUUCAAUACAAUCAAACCGCGAUUUUGAAUGCCAAUGGAGAGGUCGAUCCGGUUCUCCUUGCUCAAGAAGGGCUACCUUACUUCGCUGUCACCUUUGCGCUCUACAUCCUUGCAACCAACUUGUCUAUCACAGCCACAUUUACACAUAUAUGUCUUUGGAAUUGGGACGAUAUCAAGUCUGCUCUGGACUUUAUAUCACUUUCAAAUAUCAUACAUCUGCUCAGUCCCUGGAGAUGGAAUUGGAGAUUCUGGACAGCCAAAGAUUCGAGAAGUGGAAUUGCUGACACAGAAGAUGAUCCUCACUUCCGACUUAUGAUGCAGUACAAAGAUGCUCCUGAUUGGUGGUAUGGAAUUGUUCUCGUUAUCUGUGUUGCGCUCGGCUUCACUAUGAUGUACUUGACAAACUCUACUUUGCCAUGGUGGGCUUUCUUCGUUGCUUGUGGACUUUCUUGCAUCUGCAUUCUGUUCUUUGGUGCUCAGUAUGCCAUGACCGGCUAUCAAUACAAUACGCAGCCCGUCAUUCAGAUGAUUGGUGGAUAUCUUCACCCUGGAUAUCCCAAGGCCAACAUGUUCUUUGUGGUUUUCGGAUAUAACAGCGUUUGGCAAGGGCAAUUGUUGCUGAGCGACUUGAAAUUUGGACAGUACACACAUUUGAGUCCUCGUGCUACCUUCACCAUGCAGAUAGGUGGAACAAUCGUUGGCAGUAUUUUCUCAUAUAUCCUCAUGUCCUCGAUCACCACAAACCAACGAGACAUCCUGCUUUCUAUCGAGGGCUCCAACAUCUGGUCCGGACAGGCACCUCAGAACUACAACUCGCAAGCCAUUGCGUGGGGUGGCUUGGCAAAAGAUCUCUUCUCGGCAGGCGGAAUCUACCAAUGGGUCAACUUCGCAUUCUUGAUCGGAUUCACGUUGCCGGUGCCUUUCUGGAUCGCUCACAAAUACUUCCCGAAAAUGAGAUGGGACUACUGGAACACUGCAAUCAUCGCGAACUUCAUCGGUUUGCUCUAUGUGGGUAUCAACAGUGUCACGAUGCCAUGGUUUUAUGUUGGGGUCAUCUCUCAAUUCUAUAUGAGAAAAUAUAGACCGAAUUGGUUCAUCAAGUACAACUACAUUCUUUCGGCGGCCAUGGAUGGUGGGACACAAGUACUAGUUUUUAUCCUAUCGUUCGCAGUGUUUGGCGGCGCUGGAAAUCCCGUUACUUUCCCUCCAUAUUGGGGCAACAACUUCAACCAAGGAAAUCUCGACUAUUGCAUGCUGAAUCCUUAUAUCGGUAGUUAG